UCUUUAUGCCCCUAAAACACAAAAGACAAAUAAACAAUCCAAUCAUACCAGACCCCACCCCAACCUUUGCAACCAUACACACCUGCAGUAACCACAACACCAACUCACCUAACAGACAAAACUAUAACUCACAUACAUGUAAUGUAUUUCUCAACAGACAACAACACGACAGCCACCACAAGGUCUAGCUUCACCCCCUCGUCAAGCCUGCUCUCUAUGGCUCCUUCACAAGAAGAUCUUCUUAAUUAUGGAGUCAUAGACAGCGAGUUGAUUGUCGAUGAUGACCUAAUAAAUGCAUAUACUUCACCAACAACAACGUCCUGCCCUAUAACAACAACGAUAGACAACCCAAUAUCCACACCUAGACUACCAGCCAACACUUCUAGAGCACCAAGACGCCGACUAAUACCCAGACCUACAAGAACAUGCACAAUUACCACCCCAGCUGAACCUACCCAAGUACCCACAACUACCACAUUCACAUCUAGCAGCAAAGACACAAACAAUUCACCAACAACAAACCCCACAACUACAAACCCACAAACACAAGACUCAGAAACCAAACCAAUUACCAUCACAGCCCCCUUUGCCACUACAGUAAUUACAACUCAACCACCACUCACUGCCCCAACUACAAAAAACACAACCAAGGACAACAUCAAUACCAUAACCAAAACAACAACACCAACAAUUACAAUGACAACACACUCCAAUAACAACAACACAUUACAACACAGAAACAACAAACAGGGACUAUUACCAACACCACAACACAGACAUCAACCCCACACUGACAAUCCACAAGCACCAUACUACCAACCAUAUACAACCUUUUACUCACAAUUAUUGACAAGAAGGAAUUACCACUCAACCCAACAGAAAUAUCUACAACAAAGACUAACCGAUAACAACCCACCACUAGAACUAAUACCCACCAUAACCCCACCUACCACACUCCCACCACAUUUACUAACAGAAUGGCAAUCAACCACACUACAAGCCCGAAUACAACUAACACAAAUACUAAUGACACACCACACCGAGCUCCUUAAACAAACCUCCACUGAUUUACUGACACAAUCCCGACUAAUCACGCGAACAACACCUAACGAAGACAUAGCACUACACCUAAUAGCCAAUGCCGAAGAGCAAACCACCAACACCCUACCAGACAAUCACACAUACUUCAACAAAGUGACUUACAAACGACACACUCAUAGACACAACCCAUACAAUACCACCACACCCUCCACCCACACGAUUACCCAACCACUGUCACUACUUACACUUACUACACACCCACCAAGCCACCCACCUGGAAGACAAUAUGCAACUCRUCACCCCAAUGGGCUUCCGACAAAGCCCAACAGGGACAAUAAAUAAAAGAAUACCUACUCACCUGGACAUGAAGUGCCAUUACACCACCCUGAAUAUAAACCAAGCUCCAGAACUCCAAGAACCGACCUACACAUUCAAACAUUUUUACAAAUUAAGCUUACUCUUUAUAUUCUAUAUGUACUCUAUAUACAACAUUUAUAUUAAAUACAUGUAAUCUCUAUAGAACAACAUAUCAACAUAUAAACAUCCACUAUAUAUGUAAUA
This is a messenger RNA of Exaiptasia diaphana, 1602 nucleotides long. Its product is annotated as mucin-5AC. The coding region runs from base 142 to 1383 and encodes 413 amino acids. The transcript has 2 exons. The record is from RefSeq and is a predicted model, not a curated record. Lineage: Eukaryota; Metazoa; Cnidaria; Anthozoa; Actiniaria; Aiptasiidae.